This is a messenger RNA of Lytechinus pictus (painted urchin), 8638 nucleotides long. Its product is annotated as leucine-rich repeat-containing protein 4C-like. NCBI's taxonomy places the organism in Eukaryota, Metazoa, Echinodermata, Echinoidea, Temnopleuroida, Toxopneustidae. The record is from RefSeq and is a predicted model, not a curated record. The transcript is spliced from 2 exons. Gene Ontology annotation, molecular function: protein binding. The coding region runs from base 87 to 2387 and encodes 766 amino acids.
UCUCCUGACUCAACGUUCCUCAAUUUAAUUUAAAUACAGAUUUGAAGACACCAUAUAUUGACAUCGGACAGAUAUCGAAUUCAACCAUGGGAAGCCAAGACCGAUCUUCAAUCACAACAUACCUUCAAUUAUUGUUCAUCAGUGUGGUUUGUUACAGUGUAGUAUCCGCUCAGACUCCCCCUCCGACAGAGCCCCCAUCAUGUCCAAGUGGCUGCCAAUGUAAUUUUCAGACCAGGGUAGUUGACUGUCAGCGAGGAGGCUUCACCAGCAUACCAACAACCUUUCCAUCAUACACCAGAACUCUUCUCCUCAGUAGUAAUAUUCUGAGAAAUAUUUUUGAGGACUCUUUUGUUGGUCUCUCGAACCUGGUAUCUUUGGACUUGAGCUCUUGUGAGAUAAGAACAAUCAGUCCGAGAGCAUUCAGUGGUUUGGACAACCUUCACACCCUAAACCUUCAGCUGAAUCACAUGGAUACAUUACCUUCUGGAGCAUUUGCAGGGCUCACCAACCUCAGAGAGCUAUAUCUGCAGAGGAACCAGCUGCAGAUAUUACCUGGUGACGUGUUCAAUGAUACAAUUUUUCUCUCGGAAUUGGACAUCGGUAAUAAUAUAAUUACUCAGAUACAUGCCAAUGCCUUCAGUGAUCUCUCGGUGCUGUGGGUUCUCAACCUGGCAUACAACCAACUUGACAGCAUCCCUGAAAUGGUAUUGAAGAAUCUUACGACUUUAAAGCACUUAGCCCUAUCUGGAAAUCCUAUUUCUACCAUCCCGCCAAUGACCUUUAGCUCCCUCACUUAUUUAAAUAUACUGUACCUUGAUAGCUUACAGCUGGAAUCGCUGGAGGUUGAUUCAUUUUUUGGUCUGCAAUCGGUCACUAACAUUGACCUAUCAUACAACCAAUUCCAUACUCUGGAUCCAUCAACAUUUCAACUCCUGACCGAAUUGAGUACUCUACUCCUUGCAGGGAACUCAUGGAACUGUGAAUGUUCCCUCUUACCCUUUGUUCAGUGGCUUAAGCAGAGUAAAAUCAACUACUACAGUCCUCUUUGGUAUUGUACAAAUCCAAAUGAACUCAGAGGCACGGUUGUCUAUGGGCUAGAGCAACACGACUUUGCAUGUGAGCCAAGCAUUACUAAUCCUCCUAUUGACACGACUGUUGGUUACAGGAACAGGGUAUUCUUUCAAUGUGUAGCAAGGGGAGAUCCAACUCCAGAAAUCCAGUGGUAUCAACCUGAUGGCACAAGAAUUACAGCUACAUCCUAUGAGGAAUAUAUGUACACGGCUGUGAAUGGCAUUGUGCUUGUAAUUCAAUUUGCUGACAAAGAACACGUGGGUUCCUUUAACUGCACAGCUACUAAUGUGCAUGGCAGUGAUUCUGUAAAAUUUCAGGUUGACGUCACUGGUCUUCCUGAACCGGAAGUAACCACAAUCCCUGGAAGUACAGCGAGUGAUGGUUCUUCAACCACUGUGGAAGCAUCCACAAGCACUUGCCUUAGUUAUACUUUGUCAAUCAUGGUGGAAUCUGUUGACGAAACAUCUAUUGCAGUUUCUUGGGUCCCUUUUACUGGGGAAAGAGAAAUCACAAGAUAUGUAGUACAGUCACACCUCUUUGGCGAUGAGCAAACAAAUUCAUAUUUUGUCAACAAAACAGAAGACAACUACGAACUAACGAACCUUAUUUCAAACACAGGUUACACCGUCUGUGCUUCUUUUCUCAUUGACCACUGUCCCCUUGUGGUACCAAGAAGGCAAUGUAGAGAAGUGACAACCGCAGGUGUAAAUCCUACUAUAGCUGCAAUGCAAAGGAGACAUCGCCAAGAGAUUAUUGGUACAGUCCUGGCAUGCAUCCUAGGAACACUCCUCCUUAUGGCAACAAUUUUCUUCGUUCUCUGGAGAUACAGGAAACCCAAGACAUACAAUCAAUAUGAUUUCAAAGGCAACACGGACACAGUUGCUUUUGAAGGAAUCCCUGAAGAUGCUGAAGGGUUCGCCUCUGGUUCUGUUACACCUAACAAAUACGAAGUGCAAAAUGGAGCUUACAUCAAUGGAGGAAUGGACAUGUCAAUGGGCACAAGCAAUGAUUACAGCAAAGACCCUAUUGGAGCAAGUAUGAGUAAUGACAACACUGUGAUCCAACACUCGGUUGACGUGCACUCGGAUGUGGAACAUACAGCAGGCUACCACAGUGACAACCUAGCGUCCCAUGGGGAUGUAACAACGGACUCUACUACUGUCUCCUUGAAGUCUACAAAUUCAGUAGUGUCAGGUGAUAGCUCGAGAGACACGCGAGAGCAAAAGGACAAAGCCUCCAAGGACACAGAAUUGGUUUGGAAAGAAAUUGUAGUUCUUCCUACCGACCUUAGUAUCACAACAACCUAUGUGGACUGAUGGUAAAAGUUCAUCUGAAAUAAACAGAUAUAUUCAUUUUUGUUUGCUCCAUGAUAAGCCCAUUGCUUUAUAGCAUCUGGCUAGUUAUUUGACAAAUGUAUGCUAUUCCAUUGGUGGCAGAGUCACGGUCACCAUCAAAAAGCUUUGUCCAUCUUAGCACAGUUCCAUUUCAUGACUUUAUACAAUAUAUCAUAUUAAUUGUUGUCACUUUUACUAUCAAAACCACAAUAUAUAUAUAUAUAUAUAUAUAUAUAUAUAUAUAUGGAUGCACUUUAUACCUUAUAAUUGCACUAUCUGGGGCUCAUACAAGACAGAGUUGCAUUUAAACAAAACUAAAAAAAAUCAAGCGCAAGUCCCUAAUACGCAUGUUUCAUUGGUCGGAAAUCAUGUUGCCUCUGAUUUUUAGAGAUGCUUUUGAUCGCAACUCUUCUUGAAAUGGACCCCCACAUGUAGGAAUUUUCCUAUAAGUAUUAUAGUUAAAUCAAUAUUUUUUUGAGUCGACAUCUACAUUAAGACAUUAUAAAAAUGCUUGAAUAGAUGUCAUCACCAAUUAUGAAAUUGAAACUUGCACAAAAUAAUCAAGCAACAUAAUAAACACAUUCUGAAUUAACUUAUUGACACUCUCAAACUCUGUUACGUGCACAAUGAUCUUGAAAAGGCUUAGCUCGGCCCGGUAGCAUAAAUAGAUGCAAUUAAUUGUACUAUUCAUUGUAACUGUACGUCUGUGGGAAUAAACCAUGUGUGGAAAGUUACAAUCAAUAUCUAAUAUUAAUUUCAUCUCUUUAUGUAACAAGGACCUGGGGUGUUUCACAAAAAUUAUUUAAGUAUAAAGUCGCACUUAAAUGCCAAGGUAUAUGGUAUGCACAAUCUUAAUUGAUUAAUAAUUAACAUGCAUUAGUGCAUGUCCUCUAAGUAUGAUCUGACAAUGAAAGUCUCUGAACAUACACACACAAAAUUGUUCAAAGGCUGAACACAACAUGAUACAUGUACAGUGUAAGAUAUUGACAGCCAAAUAAAGGCCUACAUGUACGUGUACAUAGGUGUCUACAAAAGUCUAUUUUCAUAAUUGCCUUCUUGUGCAAUCAAGACCAAUUACACAGGUAAUAGAAUACUUGUGUUUACAAAGUACACAGUACUUCUUCGGGAAGAAAGAAAUGUUUUUAGUUGGUCAAAAUCUGUUUUUGAAAUGAGAAAAAAUAUUUUGACUUUAAUAUUUCACAAUAACUAAUACUCUUUCAGGAAAAAAAAAAGAUCUUUAGAAUGUAUCAUUUAGAUACCACUUUUUCCUUAAAUUACAAAUAACAAAUUUUGAAAAAGAAAUCAAUUUUGUGAUACUGUUUUAAGGUUAGCAUCUCUUUUUAUCACCAUUUAUUAAUCAUUUUCUACGUAUGUUAUUGCAAAAGGGGUAAUCAUACUUUAUUUUAAGGUAAAGCUGGCUUCUAUCAUUAUUAUAGGAAAGGCAUACGAACUCACUACACAUUCGCAUUUCAUUCAUGGUGACGUGUACAUGUGUAUCCUAUGGAGCGCAUAUAUUUCAUUAACAUUACCAUCACAUUUCAGAUACUAGUACAUGUAUAUGGGAUUUAUGUGGUGUUAAAUGGCAUUUUAAGUCCAAUUGUUGAAAAGUAUAAAAAUCCAUUGUGAGUUUUCAAGUUCUUUUCAUGUUAUUUCGGAAGGGCAUCAUCAUAAAGAGGUUAACCCCGCAGGACCAAAAAAAUAUCUUUCAAAAUAGCUGAAAUGUUCGGGCCUUAUGAUUUUAGCUCCAUACAUGUGUUUUACAUGACAUGCAUGUACAGUAACAUAGAGCAAAAUAGAGAUUAAGCUAUUCAUCUUGGUGUUCCAAACUCUUUCAUCCAAUUAAUUUUUAAAGCCUGGCUAAAGCUUUGGUCAAGCAUUAAUAAUGUGAAUAUAUUCCAAAAUCAUCUACCCCGACAAUCUUACAGAAAAGUAUUAGCCAAUGAAUCUUUUUCUUUUUCCAAUGGCCCUUCUCUGUAAAAAUUCAAACAUUCAAUUCUAUACCUCGUGCCCACUCUCAAUGUUCUUUGGGGGCACAAUUUAUCUUUUUUUUUGUCAUCAUGAAACAAAAUGCACAUAGAUUUUAUAUUUAAUUUUGAUCAGGCACUUUAACAAAAUAUAUUUCCGUAAUUUACACAUUUCAUUCUAUAUCCUCCAGGGGAGCGUUUCAUGAAAGGACUUCCGACAAGUCCUGUUUUUUUCAGAGUUACCAUAGUAACUGUGCUUCUCAGCCAAUCAAAAUGUUGGAAAAUUGUCAGAUCUGACAACUUGUCCGACGAAAAUGUUGAUGAAAUGCUCCCCAGAUCAUAAUUUUUUAGGGCAUAAACUUUCAUAUAACUGUGUAAUUAAUUGGAAUAGUGAAAGGUGCAUAUUGGGGGCCGUUUCAUAAAGCUGUUCUUAAGUUAAAAGCGACUUUAAGAACGACUGGUGAACCCUUAUACACGCUAAACAAUCGCCAAUUCAAUACCAUUUACCACAAGAAAGGAUCACCAGUCGUUCUUAAAGUCGCUCUUAACUUACGAACAGCUUUAUGAAACACCCACCAGGUCACAUUUACACACAGAUGGCUUUUAUUUCAUAUCUUUGCAUCUCUGGGUUCUGUACAAGUCUCUCAUCUCCAAAGUAAAAUUUGUCAAAAGUUUAUCAAAAUGCUAAUAAUCAAAGAUUUACUGCUGGAAAUUAAAGUAACAGAGGGUUGAGAAAGGUCCAAUGGACCAAAGUCCCAUGGUACCAAAAACCUAUGAUGUGUAUAUGUACUUUUCACCCCAAUACCCCCAUUUUCACCAACUAUUACUGCCAAAAUGUGUGUUUAAUACGAUGUGGGAUAUCAUGGUUUACUGACGGAUGGUCUAUUAUCACUUGGUCUAAUCAUCAGAUGGGCUAACAACAUUCGGGCUAAACCCACUUAGUCCAAUUCUCUUUUGGUCUAAUGACCACUUGGUCUAAUAGCCAAUUAGUCUAAUGAACACUUGGUCUAAUAGCCACUUGGUCUAAUGACCACUUGGUCUAAUAGCCAAUUGGUCUAAUGACCACUUGGUCUAAUAACCACUUGGUCUAAUGCCCAGUUGGGCUAAUCGUCACUUGGUCUAAUUUUCAUAUGGUCUAAUUGCCAUUUCGUCUAAUGUAUUUUAUUGUCACUUGGUCUAAUUGCAUUUGGUCUAAUACCAGUUCGUCUAAUAGUCGGAUGGUCUCAUACUAGUUGGUCUAAUACCAGUUGGUCUAAUCCUCACUUGGUCCAUUAUUAAUUUGGUCUAUAUUGCAGUUGGUCUAAUGUACAGCUGGUCUAAUCCUCACUUGGUCCAUUAUUCAGUUGGUCUAAUGUGCAGUUGGUCUAAUUUCCAUUUCGGCCAAUUUCCACUUGGUCUAAUUUCAGAUAGUCUAACAUUCAUUUCGUGAUGCCAUUUGGUCUAAUUUGUAAAGUCUGCAUGGUGACUUGUUUUCAAUUUUCUGGUGAAAUUUUUUAAGUUAUUUUCCGCGCGCCGGCUUCGAAUCUUCACACGUGCGCCCCUCGAUAUUAGAGUACAGUUAGAGUGACGUUUGUUUGUGUGUUUGUUUUAUUUUUAUUUCUGCGUUCACAAUACAUUAUUACAAAUAUUUACAUUGUUUGUAAUAUACAAAAUAAUUCAUAAUGCAUGCAAUAUAAACAUAAUACAUAAUUUGAAGGAAAAAAAAUGGUGUGGGCAUAUACUUCACAUUUUGAUAAUAAAAAAGGAGCAUUAACAAAAUUUAAUGAACGCAGGAGACCGCCAUCGUGAGCGGUUAAGCUUGUAAUUGAUGGCGGCCUCAUAAAAAGGGUUCGUGACUAUGAUUGGUAAUUACUGAACAAGUGGGUGCAAUGCAGGUGCGGGUGCAGAAGAUAGCUGUAGAAUUUAUAUUUUUUAUUUAAUUAAUAGUGGUAAAUGAGGAUUAAUUUGAAGGUUGGGAUGAAUCAGAUCGAAUGAUAUUUCUUUUAAAAGUUGAUUUUAAAGAGUAUAAAGUGGAACAAGAUUUAAUAUUUUCUGCAAGAUUAUUCCAAAUGUGUAGACCAUGAUGUCGAAUUGAUUUAGAGGUAAUUAACAGUCUGGGGUUUGUGAGAUGAAAGUUUCAAGAUGUACGAGUUGGGUAGGUAUGGACAGAACUAUUGAACUUAAACAUAUCAUCAAAAGACGAAGGGAGUGGGUUAUUAAUAUACUUAAACAUAAUGAUAGCCACUUGAAGAGUAUAUAAGUCGGCAUCUUUUAGUGUUUUCUGUUUAAAAAAUAAUGGAUUAGUGUGAGUCAAGUAAUGAGUUCCUGUACAGAUGCGAAUAACUCUCUUUUGUCAUUUGAAAAUAGAAGUCAGCUUUGUUGAGCCACAAUUAGCCCAAACAACGUUGCAAUAAGUAAUAUACGGGAGUACUAAGGAAUUGUACAAUAGGAAUAAAGUUUUAAGAGGCAAAAUAAAUUUUAACUUAGAAAUAAUUCCAAUGCUUCUCGAAAUACACAUUGUAAUAUGGUGCAGAUGCUCAUUCCAAGAUAAAGCUUCAUCUAUGAUAACCCCUAAAAAUUUAGAGUGAGUUUUCCGUUCUAAUGACUUGCAUUCAAUCUGUAGGUGAAAUUGAGUGUUAGAAAUAUGAGAGUGAUGUUUAAAAUAUAUGUAGUGAGUUUUUGUGUGUUCAAAGAUAAUUUGUUAGCUUUGAACCACUGUGAUACUUUGUUUAUUUUAUGAUUUAUAAUAUUGUAUAAGGAAGUGGGAUUUGUAUGAGAAAAAAAAAUAUUUGUGUCGUCAGCGAAUAAUACAAAAGAUAAAAUGGAUGAUGUAUUAAUAAUGUCAUUGAUAUAUAGUAAAAAAAAUAAUAGUGGGCCUAAUAUGGAGCCUUGAGGGACACCACAACGAACUAAAAGUGAGUCAGAGUCAUAACCAUUAAAUGCGACGUAUUGUUUUCGAUUUCUUAAGUAAUCUUUAAACCAAAGGAGGGAUUGACCUCGUACGCCAUAAUAAUUAAGUUUUGAGAGUAGAAUGUCGUGAUUAAGUGUAUCAAAUGCCUUACUAAGGUCACAAAAUAUGCCAAUGACAUGUUCUUUGUUGGCAAUGGCGUUUGUAAUUUUAUCAUAGAUUUGGAUUAAAGCCAAGUUUGUUGAGUAAUUUUUCCUAAAGCCAUAUUUCUUAGAAUUUAGCAGAUUGUGUUUGCUGAUGAAUUUAUGAAGUCUGUUAUAUACUAUUUUUUCUAAGAUUUUUGAUAUAGAUGGGAGAAGAGAAAUGGGGCGAUAAUCAUUAAUUUCAUAAGGAUUGUCUUUUUUGAAAAUUGGAUUGACUUUGGCGAUUUUGAAUAAGUCAGGAAAAAUCCUUGUGAUAAUGAUUUAUUAAAAAUGUUACUAAGAGGAUUAGCAAGUGGUUGAAUUAUUUCUUUUAAAAGAGACAUACUAAUUCUAUCAUGUCCAUGCGAUUUUGAACUGUUAAGAGACCGUGUAAUAUUGAUAAUUUCAGUUGGGUCUGAAGGGUUAAAAAAUAUAGAGUGUGGAUUAGGUUCGGGGAGAUAGUCGGUAAAACGCGCAUUAGGGCUAUUAAUUUUGCUUGAAAGUUCGGGUCCGAUAUUUGUGAAAAAUGAAUUAAAUGAAUUUGCAUGAAGGGAAGAGUCAAUUUUAAAACCGUUUAGAGUCAUAUCAUCAGUAGGAGGGGAAUCUGUCUUUGUUCCCAUUACCUCUUUAAUGAUUUUCCAAGUUGCAUUAGUGUUUGAACUGGCAUUCUUUAUUCUAUUAGCGUAAUACAUUUUACGUGAUAUACGAAUUAAUUUUGUCAAUUUGUUUCGAUAUACUUUAUAUGUUUUUAAGUUAGCUUCGGACGGUUUGUGUAAAUGUGACUUGUAAAGGCGAUUACGUGUAUGUAUUGAUUUCAAUAUACCUUUUGUUAUCCAGGGAUGUUUGGGGUCUUUUUUCGAUUAUUUUUCAUUCUACCUAUGGGGAUAUUCUUAUCGUAAUAAUGUUGUAAUUUAUCAUUAAAGCGAUUAUAAGAUGUGUUUGCUCCAACUUCGUUAUAGACAUCCUCCCAUUCUUCAAUUGCUAAGUCUUGUUUCAAUAAUUCAAUAUUACGUUUAGAUUCUCUUCUAUAUGUAUGUUGGUUAAAUGUUUUGAGGUAUGCGCCAAUGUUUGUUGUUUGUGCUAUAGCGCCACCUUGUGGUGAAUUGGUUUUAGUGCCAUUACAACGAUGGUAAUUCGCCCCUUGAUGGCGCCGCGGUUGAAGUCAUGAGCUGCCUAAUAAAUUAAGGUACAAUUAUUCAA